Molecule: messenger RNA, 5197 nt
Organism: Electrophorus electricus (electric eel)
Lineage: Eukaryota; Metazoa; Chordata; Actinopteri; Gymnotiformes; Gymnotidae
Gene: clstn2b
Product: calsyntenin 2b
Biological process (GO): homophilic cell-cell adhesion; positive regulation of synaptic transmission; positive regulation of synapse assembly
Cellular component (GO): cell surface; postsynaptic membrane
Molecular function (GO): calcium ion binding
Source: RefSeq, a predicted model, not a curated record
ACCAGCGCGACGACUGCUUGGCCGCGGAGCGCCUGGCCACUUACGGUUUUACGGUUUUACGGUUUUUAAUGACUUUCGCUUCGUCUCUGCGACCUCAGAUGCCUUGAUACAAGUGACGUGAACAGUCUUAUCUGCAGAAAGGAAAGGGUGUGCGCGUGAUAAAAGGAAACAUCCGAUUUUUGGGGGGAAGAGUUUGUUUUGUUGUGAAAACGAUAUGAAGACGCCGAGAAUUUGUACUUGUUUGAUUUUGCUCAUGCUUUGGCUGUCCGUCGUUUUCUCCGGGAACGUAAACAAGCACAAGCCAUGGAUUGAGACAACGUACCGAGGGCUGAUCACUGAAAACACUGAUGUGGUUCUGCUGGAUCCUCCUCUGGUGGCACUGGACAAGGACGCACCUGUGCCAUAUGCAGGAGAGAUCUGUGCAUUUCGAGUACAUGGUCCGAGCGCACCAUUCGAAGCCGUGGUCCUGAACAGAACGUCGGGGGAGGGGCUUCUGCGGGCUCGUGGGCCAAUCGACUGCGAGCGCCAGAGGGAGUACACCUUCAACAUCCAGGCGUACGACUGUGGAGCAGAAGCAGGAGGAGCUGGAGUAAAGAGAUCGCACAAGGCAGUGGUGCACGUCCAGGUCGGAGAUGUGAACGAGUUCUCCCCAGUGUUCACAAGCUCCGAGUAUGCCGGCUCUGUGCGGGAGGGGAGAGUGUACGAUAGCAUACUUCAGGUCCAGGCUGCGGACCAGGACUGCUCGCCACAAUACAGCCAGAUCUGCAAUUACCAGAUAACCACAGAAAACACGCCGUUCGCCAUCGACCGGAAUGGGAACAUCAGGAACACAGAGAGCCUGAGUUUCGAUGCACAGCCGCACUAUGAAAUAAGCGUGACAGCAUUCGACUGCGGUCAGAAGAGGGCAGCGUGUAGCGCUACGGUACACAUCCAUGUCAAACCUGUCUGCAAACCUGGCUGGCAAGGCUGGAAUAAACGUGUGGACUAUGAGCCAGGUAUGGGCAGUAAGCAGCUAUUUCCCAAGAUGCACCUGGAGACAUGUGAGGGCGCCGUGUCCUCUGUGAGGGUCACUGUGGAGCUCCAGACUGGCCAUAAUGGAAAGGGCUGUGACCGACAGAGUUACUCUGAGAAAUCCCUACAGAAACUCUGUGGGGCUUCGUCGGGCAGCACCGAUCUCCUCCCUGCCUCCGGCACCACUUUCAACUGGACGACGUCGCUGCUGACAGACAGUGGGCGUGACGGCGACCUCGUCUAUCGAUUCGACGGGCGUCAAGCGGCCAAGGUUCCCGACUGGGUGGUGCCGCAGAACCUGACGGACCAGUUCACCAUAGCGACGUGGAUGAGGCACGGGCCGAGCCCUGGCCUCAGAGGGGAGAAGGAGACGCUCCUCUGUAACUCCGACAAGACAGAGAUGAACAGACACCAUUACUCUCUCUAUGUGCACAACUGCAGACUGGUGUUUCUGCUGCGGAGAGACUAUGCACAGGGGGACUCGUUCAGGCCUGCAGAAUUCCACUGGAAACUGGAACAGAUCUGUGACAAGGAGUGGCAUUACUAUGUCAUUACUGUAGAGUUUCCAGUGGUGACACUGUAUGUGGACGGAGUGACCUAUGACCCUUACCUGGUGACGGACGACUGGCCAAUCCACUCCUCUCAGAUUGAUGUCCAGCUCACUGUUGGAGCGUGCUGGCAAGGUGGCGAGGUCACCAAGGCCAGGUUCACGCAGUAUUUCCGGGGUAGUCUGUCCGGCCUGACGCUGAAGCCGGGGAAGGUUGAGAGUCAGAAGGUGUUUUCCUGUCUGCAGGCCUGUAAAGAGGGCAUAGACCUCACCUCACUUGCAAGCGCAGGAGCAGACAUGAAGUUCCACUUCAACCCCACCCAGUCCAUGCUGGUGGCGGAGGCCGAUGACGUGGAGCGAAUGAACGGGGCACUGAGCAGAGUCUCCUACAUCAACUCCCAGCAGUUCCCUGCAGCCGGAGCACGGCACCUUCGCGUCUCCACCGCAGUACAGUGUUUUGGAGAAGAUGUAUGCAUUUCUGUUCAUGACAUUGAGGCAGUUGUCAUGGUAAUGCAGCCAAGCAAGCCCCGCAUCACAAUCACAGGGGCGGAGCACCUCACCGCUCCCGCCUCUGACCUUGCUCUCGGCCUAUUGUUGUUCAGGGAUUUACAUAUCAACGGCACUGUUACCAAGAGCGACAGGCCAGUCCACAGCACAGAACACAAGUCAGAGGAAAUUAUCCACAACCUUGACUACUGUGACAUCAUGGUGUUAGGCAAGGAGUUAAGGGAGGGGUUUGAGAGUCUGCAGCUGAACCACAGCACCCUAUUGGCCAAGCACCUGGACUACAAUAACUCCACCACCGGAAUUUCCAUUUAUGGUGUUGACUCCAUGGAUCACUAUGCAGAGUUGAUCAGGCAGGUGCAGUACCAGAGCCUACAGACAGGGUCGCCGGUGCGCACCUUUCAGUUGACCUGCUCGGGGCUCAACGGACGAUACACCAGCAACCAGUUCAUGCUACUGGUUAACAUUCUCCACAGAGAAAGGGCUGUUAGCCAUGUGAAUCACAUGAUGGCCCCGCCCAGAUACAUGCAACUUAUUCAUCAUCCAAUCAUAAACUCCAACUCCCAGGGAGCUGGUCUAGCCAAUGCAGUGACUGUAGUCAUAGUGGUGUGUAUCGCUGCCCUGCUGGUCGUCGUAGUAUUGGGCGUCUACCAGCUUUACCUAACACAUGCACAAGAGGACACAGACACACCCACACACUCAGAGAAACAGAAGGACUCAGAUCUCACCUUUCUCACUAUUACUGUCAACCCACUGGAGAGCUUUGAGGAACUGGAGCCGGAAGGAGAACUAACUGAGGAAGAGGAUGAGGAAGGGGAGGAGGAGAAGGAUGAUGAGGAGGAGGAGGAGGACGAGGAGGAGGACGAAGACGUCACUACCAGCGAAUCAGAAAGUGAAGAAGAAAUUACAAUUCCCAGCAUGCAACAGAAGACAAAAAUGCUGAGCAAGCUACACUGGCCAAAACCAACAUUGCACUGCUGAGAACAAGCGCACACACACACACACACACACACACACACACACACACACACACACACACACACACGUGCCUGUGAGCCAUUUCAUUUCCUACUAAGCAUAAUUUCCCAUUACAAUUUUCUGUGACAUAGAAAAUAUGCUGUAAAAAAAGUGUCACUAGAGUUAGAGUACUGGGCCAUUUCUACAGUGGGUCCUGGACGCUUUGCAAGUCCCUGGGACCUCAGCUCAUAUGUUCACAUGGUAACCCCCCUACUCAAAUUUGUUAAAUUCUGAAACUGAAAUGCAUGGCCACAGUGCAGCUAGAGUGUUCUUAGAAACAUUGGUAUCUCCUUCAAACAAGUGGGCAGUCUUGUAGGCUUGGAGCAUGUCCCCUGGCUCAAAAACAGUACCAUGAUCUUCCUUUUGAACAGGCAAACAUAAAAAAAGAAGAAGAAAAAAACACUUCUUGAAAGUUUAUACACUUACAUUUUACUGCCAUUAAAAUGAGUUACAAAACUGAUCUAGAAAUGUGGGUUGUUGGAAGAGACUCAAUGGAAAGCACCAAUUAUGAAUUAAAAACAAGCACAACCUUUAAAGACUGGAGGCCAAAUUGGGCAGUCAUCUUUGGAUACGUUACAUUGCCAUAAAUGCUGCUAUAGCAACACUGCCAAUCAAAGUCCGGAGGUUCUCCGUCUGGGACUCCAGAAAUGACUGUAUCCAAUCUUCAGUUUUGUCCGUCUCUCUUCCUAUCCAUGCGGCAGGGAAUGAGAGCAGGUUCUGAAAGCAGCUGCCCCUGUAUAGGGAUCAUAAAAUACCAAGUGCCCAACCUUAAGCCCAAAUGCAGUUAAACUGGGUUAGAUACCUGUUCAUCCAUAAAAGUGAAAUUCUUAGUGGGACAAAGGAAAUUUAGUUCACUCACACACACACACAUACACAUACACAUACACACACACACUCUCUCUCUCUCUCUCUCUCUCUCUCUCUCUCUCUCUCUCUCUCACACACACACACACACACACACACACACACACACACACACACACGUCUGACUUUAUUUUCACUGCUUUUGAUGUUCACUGGAAAAGCAAAACCACCCUGCAAUCUUUCUGAAGACAGUGAUGUCAGAGGGACAGCUGUGGACCAAAAAUAAUGGUCCUAAUUACAUAAAUAAUUUCCUGCGAUGGAUCAAAGUAUGACGACUGGCUUUUUAAAGCAACCAACGGUCCCCAUUAAGUUUAUUAAUGAUUUUGUCCAGCAGAUGGGGCUGUAGCGGUGCUCCUGCGAGCCAGUGAGCCGUGUGCGUUAUCCAAAAGCACAACUAAAUGUGGGACACGAAUGUUUAAUGGUAAUUAAACAUAAAUAGUAAUAAUACAUGUUGCGAAUACACAUUUUUGGGGAUCCUUUUUGGAUCAGUACAACCUCUUAGUACUCCACAUACACUGCUACAGGUUAACACCACAAUCCUGGAUUUGUGGCAGCACACAUUAACUUAUGGCCUAAUUUAAGGUAGCAAUAGCAGUGAAAUCUGAAUAAUGUGAUGCUGGGUUUAGCUGAACGCAACCAGAAAUGGAAUAUGUUCUCUAGUCUUUGCCCUCCGAAGUUGAUAAAACGGUCACUGGAUUAUUAGCAUGUUUUUGUUGUUUGUUUGUUUGUUUUUAUCCCUUUUUCAUGUUUGUAAUUUCAAGCUGCCUUUUCGAACUUGCUAUAAGUGAGAAGCUCCUGCUCUAUACGGCACUCGGUGUGAAAACUCAGAUAUCAGACAUUACUCUUUUCGUGAAAUUCUGUAGUAAACUCUCUCCCAACUUACACGUAGCAAGUCAACCCACAAAAAAAACCCUAAACGAUCAUUGUGAUGUUCAAAUAUGUGCUCAUUUAUGUUGUAUUUGUAAUGGCAUUCGAUCAAGAUUUAACUGGUUGUCUUCUACGGCUGAUGAUUUAAAGAAUGUGCAUAAGGAGAUUGUCAUUUUUCCUGCGCUGCUGUUUUCUUUGUCUACAUUUUUCAGGAUCACCUUUUCUGAGAUGAGGAUAAAUCAGCAGCAAAGUAGCUCAUUGUUUCUGUGUCCACAUUUUUUAUGUGCAUCUCACGAUCUUCUGUGCCAGUGUCUACCACGUUCUCUUGCAAACCGUUACAUCCUUUCGCUCGCUCUCUCUUUCUCUCUCUCUCGUUGUAUUUUGUGU